CAACUUGGGGGUUUUCUUCAUUUCCCCAAAUUCCUCUCCUUCAGCGCAUAGGUUUCUCAGCUGGACCCUGAUCUGGGUAUGUAAACUUCUUGGAUUCUUUCCUGGAAUUGCAUCGGUGAGCAGCAUCGAUGGCCCUCUCAAUUUGAUGAGACAUGUUGGCCAUGGAUUUUCAAGCCCUAAAAGAUUCUUUGCCUCCAGGAGCCAUGGCUUCUGGAACAGCUCUCAUUUAUGAUGAUGAAAUGAGAAGCCAUAAACUCCUAUGGGAUGACCCAGUUUGUGAGAUUGAAGUGCCAGAGAGGCUCUCUUCUUGCUAUGAGCACCUUCAGCGCUAUAAUCUGAUCGAAAGAUGCGUAUCAGUACCUGUCAGAGAAGGCACUGAAGAUGAGAUCAUGCUGGUUCACAGUUCAGAUUAUUUGGAAGUUGUAAAAAACACUGAGAAAAUGAAUGAAGAAGAACUCCAGAAAACCUCAGCUGAAUAUGAUUCUGUUUAUUUCCAUCCAACUACAUAUCGCUGUGCCAAAUUGGCUGUUGGAGCCACACUGGAACUUGUGGAUGCAGUGAUGUCAGAAAGAACAUGUAAUGGGAUGGCUCUAGUAAGGCCUCCAGGUCACCACAGCCAAAGAAAUGCAGCCAAUGGGUUUUGCAUAUUCAAUAAUGUUGCUAUUGCUGCAAAACACGCCCAGAAGAAAUACGAUCUGCAAAGGAUCCUCAUUGUUGACUGGGAUGUGCAUCAUGGACAAGGAAUUCAGUAUAUAUUUGAUGAAGAUCCAAGUGUUCUCUAUUUUUCCUGGCAUCGAUUUGAACACCAGCAGUUCUGGCCUUCACUCAGAGCAUCUGAUUAUGAUGCAGUUGGGCAGGGAAAAGGGAAAGGAUUCAACAUAAAUGUACCUUGGAAUAAGGUUGGAAUGGGAAAUGCAGAUUAUGUUGCUGUAUUUUUUCAUGUAUUACUUCCAUUGGCUUUUGAGUUUGAUCCAGAGCUUGUUUUGGUUUCUGCUGGUUACGACUCUGGAAUUGGGGAUCCAGAGGGUCAGAUGUGUGCAACACCAGAAUGUUUUGCUCAUCUUACACAUUUCUUAAUGCAUUUAGCAAAAGGAAAACUGUGUAUGAUUCUAGAGGGUGGAUAUCAUUUGAGGUCACUCUCUGAAUCGGUUUGCAUGACUAUUAAAACUCUGCUUGGAGAUCCAUUGCCCCAUUUGUCUGGAGAAAUGGCACCAUGCUUAAGUGCACUAGAAUCAAUCCAUAAUGUGAGAGCUGCACACAAACAAUAUUGGAAAUGUCUGGCGUAUGAAAGCACAAUUCCAUUGCAAGACCUCAGUACCAGAUCCUACCAGACAGGGAAGGCAGAAUCUGCACAAACUGGUGCACAGCUCCUCACUCCACAAGAAGCUGGAAAGUCACGUAAUGAUGAGGUCAUCAAAACGGAUAAAUUUUUGGAGCUGCAUAUGAAAAAGAUUAUGUCUCUCAGACCUCCUGUUAGAACGGCAGUAGUUACUACUGAAAGUCAUACACACUUGCUACCACCAUCUGUUCAGAGUGAGAAAAAAACUGAUGCAAAAGAGCUAAAUACCCCAAUCAGUGGAUUUGAUGCUGAGCUUGUGAAAGAGGAAAAUGUCUUGAAGAUGUUGACUGUUCUUGAAAAAAUAAUUAAAAAGGAGGUAACCAAUGGCCUUGCAAAAACAUCUGUAGCUUCGCUUUCCUUGGCCUUUGCUCUAAAACAUUGCUGUGAUCUGAAGGUACAAAAAGUCCUAUGUGUAUUUGUCGGUGACAUGGACAUGAAAAUUGACUCGGGUGAUGGCAAAGUCCUUUUGAUCAAUAUCUCUGCUAAACAAUCUGAACAAUCUAACACCAAAUACAAUAUAUUUUUUCAUUGGAAAGAGGAUGAUGAAACAACAACCUUCUUCUUGGCUGUCGCUGGAUUCAUUCUUCCGGUAGCAUACAGCUAUCAACCUGACCUAACAAUCAUAGUUGUUGGACAAAAUCAGAGCCUCAGCAAGAAUGGGAUUUCUUUACUCAUUAAUUUACUGCAAGGAUUAGCACAGUCUCAGGUUUUUGUUCUGGUUCAGGAUACAGAAUUAAACCUAAUGCAAGAUAUAAUCAAGAUUUUGACAGGUGACUUUACACCUUUUUUUGGAAGCUACACACCUGCUUUAAAAGAGAAUGUGCAAAUGAUAAAAGAACUAAGACAGCAGUUUCAACAGGAAUGGAAAGUGCUCCAGUGUUCAGCAAUGGUUUCCAGUGCUGAAAGAUGAAAUUGACUUGGCUGUUAUUUUUGUUCUAACCUGUGUGCAUAGAACACAGAGAGGAAAAUGGAGGCCUUCUUGAAAAGUGGCAGAUUAAAAAAUGAAGUGUGAGCUAUGCAUCCUGAAUGACAAUGGAAGAUGUAUUGGCAACAGUGUUGUUUCUAGGUAUAUACAUAAUUGUUAAUUUGUAUUGCUACAAAUUACUGAUAUGUUGUAUUUGCAUUUGUAAUUUUCAACAUACCUAAUUACACCAAGUUUGUAAAAAAAAAAUGGUGCUGGCUUUGCUCAGAUGUGAAACAUGUCUUUGAAGCCAGAAUUAUGAAGAAACACCCACCUUGACACACAAUAGCCACAUGAUAUCUCCUAGAAUGGGUUGAAGAUUUUUUUAAAAUGAGAUUUAGGGCCAAACUAAAUGUUGCCAAAAAUGUCCCUACUUGUUUUUCCUCUGCAAAUAUUUCAUCCAUUUUAGGAGUGCAACUUUGGUUCUGCUUCCAAAGGAAAGUGGAGGUUGGAAAUAGAAAAAAAAAAUUAAGACAGUUUUUGACAAGAUGGGUUGUUUUUGUUGUGUGCUUUUCAAGUCGUUUCUCACUUAUGGUGAAAACUCUCUUCAGAGUGACCCACCUUUGGGGAUUCAAUAUAACUAAUGGUAUCUUAAAUUAAUUAGGUACUUUAACCACUGGAAAUAUAAAUAACAGGGAUUUUAGAGCAGUGUGACCUUUUAAUAAAUAUAGACACAUAUACAGUCAAAGUGCUAAAGAAUGGUACAUUGAUACCACUUAAUGUUAAUUAAUGGUCAGGCCAAAUAUCAAAUAUUCUCAUCAUUAGUCAACACAUCCCAGAUAGGUAUACAUAUAGAUUUCUGUAACAGUUUUUCCCAUGCACAUGUUACCAUGAUUUGGGUGAACAAUGCAUGGAAAAUUCUUCUUCCUCUCCUUUUGUGCCUUUGGGGGUUUUCCAGGUAUUAAAAAUGAUGACAAAAAACA
Messenger RNA from Sceloporus undulatus (fence lizard), 3223 nucleotides. It is a transcript of the gene HDAC10, whose product is annotated as histone deacetylase 10. Gene Ontology annotation, cellular component: histone deacetylase complex. Gene Ontology annotation, biological process: chromatin organization. Gene Ontology annotation, molecular function: histone deacetylase activity. NCBI's taxonomy places the organism in Eukaryota, Metazoa, Chordata, Lepidosauria, Squamata, Phrynosomatidae. The record is from RefSeq and is a predicted model, not a curated record. The coding region runs from base 153 to 2249 and encodes 698 amino acids. The transcript is spliced from 22 exons.